AUGGAACCGGCGUUUCGGUACUUCGCUGGCAAACGACGUCUUGCUGCUUUAGAGCGUUUUUCGCACGCCAUGCUUGGAAUUGCUCGACAUCGGCUAUGCGGCAGCGUCUCGUCCCGGCGGAGUGAAAGACAUCGUGUUUGUCCAGGCAACUUGUCGAUAAUGGCGACCGACUACCGCAUUCCAUCCUCGCAGCUCAGGCACAGAUGCACAAGUAAGUUUUCACGUACAUUUAAGAUCUUCAACUUUAUUUAAACACGGUACUAUUUCACAGUACAUGUAUAUUAAAAUAUAUUAUUUACAAAAACAACCAGAAAAAGUGAUCUUCCAAUAGACCGUGUGCUAACUACUAUAAAUAUAAAAGAAUUUUAUGACUUAACAUUAUAUCAAUCUACAUUGUUUUACCCCACUCUUAAAAGUUGCUACACUUCCUAGCGACUUCAGGUCAAUUGGGAGAGCAUUCCAAGUCUCUGUACCUCUGUAGCCCAAUGAUUUUUUCAUAGCAUUAGUAUUUGGCGUUGGUAUAAUGUAUAAUGUAUAAUUAAAUUCUCUAUGCUUAGUGUUAUGAUUAUGGACUUCUUGUGUAUUGAUGAAAAUAUCCUGCAGGUACUGUAGUUUGGAAGCAUUUUAUGUUUAAUCUUAUACAUUAAUGUAGCAAGUUGUUGUUCCCUUCUUGUUUCCAGAUCUGAAAAUCCUGCCUUGAUUAGAAUAUCUUUUGAUCGCGUUUCAUAUCCUUCACGGGUAAUAAUACGAAACGCUCUAUUUUGGAGACGCUGAAGUUUAUUCGAUAAAAACCUUUUCUAGGCAACCCAAACUUGCGAGCAAUAAUCAAAGUGUGGUUGGAUUAUUGAUUUAUAAACAGUUAUUAAAGUAUUAUAAUCAACAAUAUCCCGCAGUCUUCUAAUAAUGCUGAGUCCUGAGUUAACUUUUUUUGUAAUUUUUUCAACUUGGACCGACCAGUGGCCUACGGUGUAGACCCCAGCAGAAACACGUUUCGUGAGGGGUCUACGAAGAAACGAAUAAAAGCUUGCCCGGCCUACGUCAUAUCCGUUUUACGUUUGGGGUAAAUUAACUUCAAUUUAUUCAAAUUUCUGAAGCGUCAAGCGUGCGUAAAUGUAAAUUUUCAUUUGGCGCUUAUUAAAAUGUUUCACUAAUGGCGGGCUUUGUGCAAUAAAAUAUACCCUGGGCCGUGGCUAUAUAUAUACCUAACCAUUAAACACAUGUCCGAACGGACUAAAAAGUUCUUGUCAUUCGUAGACAUCCAAUUUCUGCAGUCGAAGACAACGUUGAUUUCACGCUAAAAGUAGCAGGCAUAAAAGUUUUAGCGCAAGUCGGCUCGAAUCCCAGUUUCCUCACGAAAUUUCGCUUUACUUUAAUACUUUAAGCGGUAUACCAAUAGCGUUUAAUGCUGUUUCGUACGUUCGUUGUCGUAUUGUCUAGCUCACAUAACCGUUCUUCGAAGCUUCUCGACCCGUUUGUUUACCAACGCCAGACAGGCUUUACAAAUGCUAUUUGCAGGUAAAAUGGAGAAGGAAAGGUCGUCUAACUCCUUACGUGUGUUCUCCUUGCUGUCCAAGAAAUCAAUAUCGCAUUCAACGGGACGUUGAAGCAAAGAACACAUUUCUAUUGCACAAAGUCAUAAAUUUGAAUAAAUUGAAGCUAAUUUACCCAAAACGCAAAACGGAUAUGACGUAGGCCGGGCAAGCUUUUCUUCGUUUAUUCGUAGACCCCUCACGAAACGUGUUUCUGCUGGGGUCUACACCGUAGGCUAACCGACCAGCAGAUCGAUCCAUAUCUUGCAGCAACACAGUGCAUUAAUUAUUUUAAUACCUAAUAUGGCACCUUUUUUUUUAAGGCACAACUUGCGUCCGGAGACAUCGUUUCCCAUCGCAGCCCAUCGGGGAUGGAGAUGGUUUCGGCGGAGUUACGAUCGUUCGCACGCGAGGUUGGCUAGACGACGGCGAUGUCGAAGUGAACGAAGCACUGUCUACUUUGCUCUGGCAAAAUAUCGAACGCAAGAUUGACAGGCGUGAACAAUUGCCCGGCACACGACAUAGAUGCAGAAUUGUUGGUUAUGACACCCAGGAG
This is a messenger RNA of Paramuricea clavata, 2085 nucleotides long. Lineage: Eukaryota; Metazoa; Cnidaria; Anthozoa; Malacalcyonacea; Plexauridae. The record is from the annotation of a GenBank genome assembly.